Molecule: messenger RNA, 2019 nt
Organism: Aspergillus heteromorphus CBS 117.55
Lineage: Eukaryota; Fungi; Ascomycota; Eurotiomycetes; Eurotiales; Aspergillaceae
Product: Lectin C-type domain protein
Exons: 2
Coding region: 1-1803 (600 amino acids)
Source: RefSeq, a predicted model, not a curated record
AUGUCAUUGACGUUCGACUCCGAUGUCUCCUUAAAUGCGACUGACGCAGCCGUCUUCCUCAGCGAACGAGAUGUAGCCGGCCAAAUCCCCAUCAACUUUGUCACCACCUCCGCGGUGAACCUCCAGUCAGCAUGCUUCGGAGACAACGUCUACGAAGAGCACGCCGCGGGGAAGUGUAUCUCCAACCUGCUGGCCGUCGGGUACCGUCACUUCAUCGUCGACAUCUACUGGUCCCCCGACCAACGGGACUGGCUGUUCUGCCCUGUCUCCAUCCCUCAGGAUGACACGGUCGUGACGGUCUCAUCAACCUAUACCACCGCCACGACGACCACCACCGAUGCAGCCCGCGCCACCGUCACCGAGACGGCAACCCCAUCGGGGUCGACGGUGUACGAACUCGGUCCCUACCGCUGCUCCAAGCAUCUCAAUCUCUCCGACCUGAUCAGCGUCUUCCACGACUUCUUCCGGACAUACAGCUCCGAGCUGACCGUCUACACGAGAUACAUCUCUCUCAACCUCCACGCGGGCGCCAGCGCCACCACUCCGGAGAAACCUGCCUCAACCAUAACCGGCUCCCACCUCCCCACCGGAUCCGAGUACAUCAGCUCUCUCUUCGACGACCACCUCUCCUCCUACAUCUAUAUGCCAUCCCAACUCGCUGCUGAGCGCGCAAACCUGAACGAAUCCUGGUACGAGGUCGAAGACGACUACAAGCCCAUCACGGAGUACUUCACGAUAAACGAAGCCGCCAACGGCGACCAAAGCACCCCCGACGGAUGGCCCUGCACGAAGUUCCUCCAACUGGCCAAACAAAAGCGCCUCCUCCUCGAAUACGGCACCAUCGACCCCCAAAUGCAAGACUACAACCUCUCCUACAUGCCCGACAUCAUCUUCCCACAGAACUACCUCACCUCCACCAUCUCCGUCUCCCUCGACGCCGACAACACCCUCUCCACAAGCGGCUGCUUCUACAACCCCUCCGCAACGACCAUCUCACAAGCCAACUCCUCCUGGGCCCAAUCCAACUACAUCCCCAUCCCCUCCGCCCCAACCCGCAACAUGACCCUCACGGAAAUGUCCCUCGUAAUCUCCAACCUCACCGCCUGCGGCCUGACCCCAACCCUCAACACUACCCUCUUCAACCAAACCGCCAACUCCGCCAUCGCGCCCUACACAGACAUAUCCCUCUCGACCAGCUGGGCCUGGGCGAUCGGCCAACCCGCCGACGCAGCCUCCUCCUCCUCCUCAUCCACCAACGGAUCCAUCGACCGCUGCGCCGUGAUGGACCUCACCACCCCGGGCGGCCACUGGCACGCAAUCAACUGCACCGAAUCGCACUACUCCGCGUGCCGGGUCCAAAACGACCCGUUCACCUGGCAACUCUCCCCAUCCACCCACACCUUCGCAAACGCGUACUCCGCCGGCUCGUGUCCCAAAAACAGCUCCAUGGCCAUUCCCCGCACCGGGCUCGAAAACACCUACCUCUACCAGUACCUGCUCACGCGGACAGACGUGCUCGACCCCUCGUCCGAGAAUCCGGUCAUGACGAAAGUCUGGCUCGAUUUUAAUUCCAUUGAUGUCGAGUCGUGUUGGGUGACCGGCGGCCCGAACGUCGAUUGUCCGUAUGCGUCCGAUCCGCAGCAGUUGGAGAGACGCACGGUGUUGGUUGCGGCUAUUGCCGGGAUCGUUAUCUGUAUUAUUGCGGCGUUGACGCUAUUUGUGAAAUGUAAUGCCAAUCGGAGGAAUUCGAGGAGAGGGAAGAGGUUGAUUAAGGGGUGGGAGUACGAGGGGGUUCCCUCUUGAGGGGUUGUGUCGUGGUGGUGGUGGUGGUUGGGAUGGGGUGGCUGUUUGUUGUUGUGGGUGUGUGGGUUGCCAUCUAUAAUAAUCUAUCUACCUGUGCGAUGUGAUUUGUAUCUAUUCACUUCUUGUAUCUAAUCAUCUCACUGAAUAUACUCUGACGCAGUCCAGUCUUUUGUUAUGUUCUUGUUAUUUGUUUGGUUAUAUGUAUGUAUGUAUGCU